Messenger RNA from Rhododendron vialii, 1431 nucleotides. RefSeq lists its product as uncharacterized. Bases 627 to 1061 code for a protein of 144 amino acids. The transcript is spliced from 2 exons. The record is from RefSeq and is a predicted model, not a curated record. Lineage: Eukaryota; Viridiplantae; Streptophyta; Magnoliopsida; Ericales; Ericaceae.
GUGGUGAGUCAAUUUGGCCAUCAUAAUUGCUCCUUUCUGUAUUUUCUCUUUUCUCUCAAUCCAAACACAACUAAUCUCUUUUCUCUCUCUCUCUGAUCGGAACAGCUCCGCCGUGUCAUCUCCUCCACUCUCUCUCUAGAAUUCUUCAACACAACCUUUUUCCUGACAAACAAACAAACAAAACCCAGCUCCCUUUCGCAACUCCCCACAUGUAUAGAAAUCAACUACCCAAACCGAUAAAAUUCCCACAGAUAAAUACCAACAAAUCCGUUUACCCUCCUCAGUGUUUAUCCAUUGGCCUCGACUUUAGCAACCCCCCCCUAAGAUCUUCCCGAUUUUAGAUUCCUCAGUUUCUCAACUGUCUCUCUCUCUCUCUCUCUCUCUCUCUCUCUCUCUAGAUUCUCUGUUCCUACUUUGAGUACUGCUUUUGGUUGGUCUAUUUUCCUCAGGCAAAACAAGAGACACAACAAAGAUUAAUCCUAUCACGAGCAAAGCGAAAAACGAGACCAAAAUAUUCUCCUUUUCCUCUACCUGGUUUUGGUUGGUUUCUCUCUCUCCUCAUCCUCUGUUUCUAUUGGCACUGGUUGUUGCUUGUUCUGGGUAGUGGGUAGCUGUAUUUUGAUCGAAUGAAUACGAUGAGAAGGCAACAAGAUGAACAAUCGAGGGUUUUCUGCGAGCUCUCCACUUUAAUCCUCAACAUCCUCCGAUCUCCUCCCGCGCCGAUUCACUUCGCCGAUCACUCCCCGGAUCCUCCCGCGCCGGUUCGCUUCUCCGAUCACUCUCCGGCGCCGGUUAAUAGGAGAAGGCCGUCCACGCCGCCGAUCUCGCCGGCGGGGUUCGCGUCGCUGCUGCUGGGGAUUUCGCUGGCGUUGAUGCUGUGUGGGUCGGUUACGUUCUUCAUUGGGUUCAUGUUGAUGCCUUGGGUCCUUGGGUUGGUGAUGUUUUUCUAUGUGGUUGGGAUUGUGUCGAGCUUGUCGAUGAUCGGACGGGCGAUUCUUUGUCACACCGCCGCGUCGCCGCCCUCGCCGAGGAAGGAGGUUCCAGCUUGGAAACUCAUGUGAAGUUCAUUCUGAGGUGUUUAGACAAUGCGUUGGAAGAUUCAACGGAGGUAUUGCUAUUUUGCUGGAAGAAAUGUUCCGGGCUUUUUUGAGAAACGCUGCCGGAACUGUGGAUAAUCUGUUUCUUUAUGAAUUGCUAAAACAUGUGGAUAUGUUGAACUUUUUAAAGUAGUGCCGUGGAUUAUUUAUUACUAGAACUUAGGUAAACAGAUAGGGUGUAUCGUGUCUCUACUUCGAUCUAUUGUUACCUCGAAUUCGCUAUGUUACUGUUUUCGUGCUUCAAUGGAGAACCUUAACUACUGAGGAUUUCGAAAUGUAUUUGCUGUAUCGUCGGGGGUUUCAUGAAAUCACAACAGUUCCCUUAUUUGUUAAA